Racocetra fulgida is the source of this 158-nucleotide messenger RNA. NCBI's taxonomy places the organism in Eukaryota, Fungi, Glomeromycota, Glomeromycetes, Diversisporales, Gigasporaceae. The record is from the annotation of a GenBank genome assembly.
UUGUUGGCCGCAUAAGUUCAAGUGAAGCAGAAGCAGAGGGUGAUGGUGAAUUUGCUGAUUGCAACAUCAUGAAAUUCAAACGAGAAUUAAAACUUUCGAAAAGUUUUUUAGUUUUAUCACCUAUAUAUGCUGAAAAAAUUUUUCUGAGGUUGAACUGA